AUGGCAUCCUUCCAAAUAAUGUCCGACCUCCAUCUCGAAACACACUCCUCCUACUCAGAUUUCCAAUUCACCCAAACAGCCCAACACCUCGCCCUCCUCGGCGACAUCGGCCACGUCGCAGACGACCAACUCUUCACAUUCCUCGAACACCAAAUCCAACGGUACCUGAUCGUCUUCUUCCUCUUCGGAAACCACGAGCCAUGGCAUAUGUCGAUGCAGACGGCAAAGAGGAAGAUGCGCGAGUUUGAAGCCAAAACCGAGCGGCGGCGACUUCGUCAGUCAACGGUGGGGAGGUUUGUGUUUCUGAAUCAGACGCGGUACGAUAUCUCGGAUGAUAUCACAGUGCUGGGGUGUACGCUUUUCACCAACAUCCCCCUUGAACAGGAGUUUGCGGUUGAGACCCGUCUUGUUGAUUUCAGGGAUAUACUGCGGUGGACGGUGGAUGAUCAUACGCUUGCGCAUGAGUGUGAUGUGAAGUGGCUAAAUGAGCAAGUAAGUACGAUAGCUAGGGAGGAACCGGAAAGACGGAUUGUGAUUUUCACACAUCAUGGCCCGUCCACUGAUCCCCGGUGUAUGAAUCCUCGACAUAAGCAUAGCGAUGUGACGUGUGCGUUUGUUUCGGAUUUGUCGGGGGAGGAGUGUUGGAGGUCGUCGAGUGUGAAGCUGUGGGCGUUUGGGCAUACGCAUUAUAAUUGCCAGUAUACGGAUUCGGAUGGGAAGAUUGUGAUGGCGAAUCAGAAGGGUUAUAAGUUGUUUCCGCAGAGUACAUUUGAUGCAGAGCGUGUGAUUCGGUUGGGAUGA
Messenger RNA from Aspergillus wentii DTO 134E9, 801 nucleotides. Its product is annotated as Ser/Thr protein phosphatase superfamily. The record is from RefSeq and is a predicted model, not a curated record. The transcript has a single exon. Gene Ontology annotation, molecular function: hydrolase activity. Lineage: Eukaryota; Fungi; Ascomycota; Eurotiomycetes; Eurotiales; Aspergillaceae. The coding region runs from base 1 to 801 and encodes 266 amino acids.